Schistocerca serialis cubense is the source of this 1242-nucleotide messenger RNA. RefSeq lists its product as uncharacterized. Bases 1 to 1242 code for a protein of 413 amino acids. The transcript has a single exon. Lineage: Eukaryota; Metazoa; Arthropoda; Insecta; Orthoptera; Acrididae. The record is from RefSeq and is a predicted model, not a curated record.
AUGACCGCGGAAGCCACCACCGUGCUGCCUGCGUGGCUGGACAAGCAGUUCGCGGAGACCUCGCUGAAGGAGAGCGACGCGUCCAGAGACUUGAAGGUCGGCUCGGUGGCUGUGCACAGGGCGACGGCUACGGGCGACAACUACCUCAGCGACGUCUACCGCAUGACUGUCAAGCUGGAGCGCGACGCCAGUCCCCAUGGCAGCUCCCUGUCGCUGAUCAUCAAGUGCCUCCCGACGCGAGAGGCGAUGCAGAAGAUGGCGCAGGAGAUGCAAGCCUUCGAGAAAGAGACUCGCAUGUUCUGCGAUACCAUUCCCGCGAUGUCACAAAUCCUGGAGAAGGCGGCACCCGGUAAAUACACGCAGCUGUCUGCCAAGUGUUUCGCCUCUGGGAAGCAGCCAGUCAGCUAUCUGGUUCUCGAGGACUUGAAGGCCAGAGGGUUCUCGCUGGCGAAGAGGUGCAGCGGACUCGAUUUGGCGCACUCCAAACUCGUGGUCAGGAAACUGGCAGAGUUCCACGCGGCCUCCGUCAAGCUGUUCGAGCAGGACCCGUCGGCUCUGGACAACUACCUGGUCUUCAACGCGUUCCACGGACCUACAGCGCAGCAUGUGGAGUCCUUAUUGAAACAGGGUUGCAGGUUACUUGCGGAUCAGUUGGACACGUUAGACGGAUCGUUCUCAAAGUAUGCGCCGAGGAUACGAACUCUCGCAGAAAGCAUAUUUCCACGGCUAGCUGACUUGACGCAGCGGAAGGGAAAGUUUCGUGUGCUAACCCACGCAGAUACCUGGGUCAACAACAUCAUGUUCAGAUACGCUGCAGGAGUCGUCCAAGACGUGGUCCUUCUCGAUUACCAGUUGUCUUCCUACAGUUCACCUUCGAUUGACUUGCAAUAUUUUACUCACACAAGCCUUACGGAAGAAGUGUACGCCAAUCAUUUAACAGACCUUCUGAAGGAGUACCACAGCCAUUUAAUCGAGGUGAUGAACGAUAUUGGUAUCAGUACGGACAAACAGAUAUCCUUUGAGGAGCUACUGGCGGACUUCGAGGCGCAAGCACUGUACGCCGUUUUUUCGGCAGUAGCAGUGCUGCCAAUCGUGCGCACUCAAGACGAAACUAGAUUCGAUGUGGAAGCGUCUCUGAACGAAAGUGACAGUGCUACCAACAGAAACACCUUCGCGAGCGCUCAGUAUACGCAGGCUAUAAAACAAAUGCUGCCAGAAUUUGAAAAGAGAGGCCAACUGUAG